AUGGCAACGCAAAGAGCCCUUCUGGUCGAGGAAAUCUGCAAACCUCUUGUGCUUGUCCACGACCGCUCGAUUCCAACACCACGAUCUGGUCAAGUGCAGAUCAAGGUAACUGUCGCCGGCCUCAAUCCACAUGAUCAAAGGAGCAGGGAUACAGGCCUCCUCAUCGGCGACAAGCUGCCCGCUAUCCUCAGCAAGGACGUGGUGGGAACGGUUAGUCGGAUUGGCGAAGAUGUCACCGGCUUCCGGGUUGGAGAUCGUAUCAUGAGCCUUGGUUCCGGAGCCGUGAUGGACUCCUCUCAGUCUGGACUACAGGAAUAUGCUCUGGCCGAUGUCGUGAACUGCACGAAAGUCCCAGACAACAUUUCCGAUGACGAGGCGGCGACGCUACCUACCAACGUGUCAGCGGCAUUUGUGGCUCUCUUCGACGUCCUGCAGAUCCCUGUGCCAUGGGAGGAUAGCGGAACGACUCCAAGUGCAAUACUCAUUGUCGGCGGCGGCUCGAACUGCGGAAAACUUGCUGUGCAGCUGGCGAAACUCCGUAACAUCCAGCAGAUCGUAGUCGUGGGCGGAGAUGAGAUGCGACUAAAGAAACUGGGCGCAACGCACGUUAUCGACCGUCACCUUGGUGAAGGUGCCGUGGUCAAGCGGAUUCGAGAUGCGGCGGGAGAUGAUUUGAUAUACGCCCUCGAUGCAGUCAACAUGCCGCAAGGGCUUGGAGUUGCUUUCAAAGCCCUUUCGACCCACAAGCAAGGAAAGGUGGCGCGCUUGUUGCCAGUGGGAGACGUUGAGGAUAGACGAGGACAUGACCUGCUUGAUGUUCUUGGGCUCUUCUUGUACCACAACCCGCCAUGUCUCGGCAUGUGGGAGCGCCUGACAGGGUAUGUUGAAGACGGUGCGAUCUCGCCGACCUCGUUCUCGACCAGGCAAGGGCUUGAAGCUGGUGUCGUGAAUGCUGCUCUGGAUGAGUAUCGAAAUGGCAAGAACAAGGCCAAGCCGCAGAUAAGGAUCGGAUGA
Molecule: messenger RNA, 1014 nt
Organism: Saxophila tyrrhenica
Lineage: Eukaryota; Fungi; Ascomycota; Dothideomycetes; Mycosphaerellales; Extremaceae
Exons: 2
Coding region: 1-1014 (337 amino acids)
Molecular function (GO): oxidoreductase activity, acting on NAD(P)H
Source: RefSeq, a predicted model, not a curated record